AUGGUUUCUGAAUAUAUUCCCUCCGAGACAUCCCCAUUGCUGGCUCCCAGCAAUGGAGCUGAUAUCCACCAUGAAUCAGAAGAGUCAGGAGAAUCCGUUGAGGACCAGAUUAAGGCGCCUUUCCCAGAUGCAAGAAAGCAACUUAAGUUUAUAUUGCCCGCGGUUUCAAUAGGAAUCUUCCUAUCGGCUGCCGACCAAACCAUUAUCAUGGCAAGUUAUGGUCAAAUUGGGAGUGAUCUCAAUGCUCUCAACUUGACUAGUUGGAUUGCGACUUCAUACUUCCUCACUCUUACCUCAUUUCAGCCGCUUUAUGGGAAGCUGAGUGAUAUAUUUGGGCGAAAGCAUUGUCUCCUCUUUGCGUAUGCGAUAUUUGGAAUUGGAUGUUUGUGUUGUGGACUAGCACGCAAUAUCAAUGAGCUAAUUGCCGCUCGUGUCUUCCAAGGUAUUGGAGGUGGUGGUAUGACUACAGUCGUCAGUAUCUUGAUGAGUGAUAUAGUACCCCUACGCGAGAGAGGACUUUGGCAAGGUAUAAUUAAUAUCAUCUGGGCUACUGGAUCCGCUACCGGUGCACCUCUGGGUGGAAUAUUAGCUGAUUAUAUCGGCUGGCGCUGGUCCUUCCUCGCACAAUUUCCUCUAUGUCUUUUGGCUUUUGCUGCGGUUUCAUUUAUGCUGAAGCUCCCUGAGCAUGAAAGUGCUCACUGGAAGACUAAACUACAUCGCAUUGACUUCCUUGGUGCUAUCGUCCUUGUAGCAGCGGUGUUCGGCCUCCUCCUUGGAUUGGACCGUGGCAGUAAUGUGUCGUGGAAGAACCCACUGACGACCAUAUCACUGGGCAUCUCGGCGUUCAUGUUUGUUCUAUUCAUCCUGGUUGAAGUCUACAUUGCGGCUGAGCCUUUCGCCCCUGGCCAUAUCAUCUUCAACCGCACCUUCUUUGCUCUUUACGCAUGCAACUUCUUCAGUUUUGGAGGUUGGAUGGCAGCAAUGUUCUAUAUCCCGCUAUAUUUCCAGGCUACCGAUGGGGUCUCUGCCACUGUUGCCGGCCUACGUCUCUUGCCAAGUAUCCUGGCCGGUGUCUCUGGCUCCCUCUUUGCCGGAUUCGUGAUGAAACGGACCGGUAGAUAUUUCUGGCUUACAGUAAUAGGCUACUCAUUGCUCACAUCUGGAUGCUUUAUUAUUUUCCUUUUCUCGGGCGGCAUGACGAUAAGUUUAGUUCCAAUGAUUAUUGGAAUGGUCAUGUCUGCCUUCGGAAAUGGAAUCGGGGUCACCACGACUCUGAUCGGUCUAAGUGAGAUCUUGGCUCAUUAUUUCUCCUCCGUCAAGUUUCUAACAUUUUUACCAGUAUCUAACGCAACAUCUGAAGAUCAAGCAGUCGUAACUGCUUGUUCUUAUCUUUUCCGGUCUCUUGGCUCAGUUAUUGGUCUUUCUCUUUCAUCGACUGUUGUCCAGCAACUUCUCCGAGAGCGAUUAAGAUCCGAUCUGAAGGGCAACAAAGACAUUGAUAGCAUCGUGAAUGGUGUACGACAAAGUCUCGACUUCAUCAAGAAACUAGAUCCUGAUGUUGCCAGGAUCGUCCGCAGUUGCUAUGGUUGGUCAACAAACAAGGGCUUUGCCGUUACAGCUUCUGUCGUCUUCUUUGCCUUAUUCUGCAGCCUUUUUAUUCGUGAACAGAAACUCAACCGCUAG
Messenger RNA from Penicillium taxi, 1683 nucleotides. Its product is annotated as putative MFS multidrug transporter. The coding region runs from base 1 to 1683 and encodes 560 amino acids. The transcript is spliced from 3 exons. The record is from RefSeq and is a predicted model, not a curated record. Gene Ontology annotation, biological process: basic amino acid transport; transmembrane transport. Gene Ontology annotation, cellular component: fungal-type vacuole membrane. Lineage: Eukaryota; Fungi; Ascomycota; Eurotiomycetes; Eurotiales; Aspergillaceae. Gene Ontology annotation, molecular function: basic amino acid transmembrane transporter activity.